AUCAGAUUCGAGGACCUAUUAAAGCCUGAAGAUGUCUCCUCGUUAGCUCAGUACAAAAUUCAAAAUGACAGCAUCCAGUGUUUUGGUAUUGUACAGUUUAGUUGUGUUUAUUUUUACUGCAGAUGCAACUCUUGUUAGCAAAUGUAAAUUUGGUACCGACCAUUCGCCAGAACUUGUAGAAAUCCCAGGAUGUGACAGUGAACCUUGCGCUUUUUACCUCAAUGAGCAUAAUGCCAUGACUAUGAAAUUCAGGUCUCCACGAUAUUUGGAAAACUUUCGCCCAAUGGCUUUAGCCAUUGCGUUGGGUGUUAAUGUUACUUAUCCCCUGGGGCAAGAUGAUGGGUGUGUGGGUGUCACCAACACACCGUGCCCUUUGGCCGAGAAUGAGUACAUCGAGUACACUUACAGCAUGUAUAUUUUACCUAUUUUUCCUAAAAUAAGUUUUACGAUUGAAUUUUCACUGAUUGAUAAAGACCAGGAUGAUGAGCAAGUAGAGUGCUUCAGACUGGAUGUGGAGCUGAAGGAUAGAUAAUAACUACUUAAUUAAAUGCAAUUUUCGAGUGUAACGCAAUUGUGGCAUUCGAUAAAGAAUAAAAUAUUGUUAUUGUUA
Molecule: messenger RNA, 610 nt
Organism: Tribolium castaneum (red flour beetle)
Lineage: Eukaryota; Metazoa; Arthropoda; Insecta; Coleoptera; Tenebrionidae
Product: NPC intracellular cholesterol transporter 2 homolog a
Exons: 4
Coding region: 65-532 (155 amino acids)
Biological process (GO): sterol transport
Molecular function (GO): sterol binding
Source: RefSeq, a predicted model, not a curated record